Durusdinium trenchii is the source of this 435-nucleotide messenger RNA. The record is from the annotation of a GenBank genome assembly. NCBI's taxonomy places the organism in Eukaryota, Dinophyceae, Suessiales, Symbiodiniaceae.
AUGACCUUGUACGAGUGCUACCGGCUCCGCCAUCCCUGGAAGACCGCCUGUCAUCUCCCUACGCUCAAAAGGAGCCUCAGCGCCACGAGAUGGUCUCGCCGAUCGCCCCAUCUGACCAGCGAGCGCUGCUGGAGUUCAGCAAUUGUUGCAGGAACCAAUGCACUUGAAGGUGUUGAAGGCCACGCCCGAUGGUCACCUUUGGCACGCAGCCGAGGAGCCUGUUGGCGGGAUUGCAGCUCCCAACGUUUGGAGAGACGACGCGAUGCCGGGGCUCAAUUCGCAGUGAGCUCUUGGCUGCCCAGUUCCAAGCGGAUGCGCCAGUUCCUUGAGGGAUUAGGUGCGGAGAGCGCAGGUGCUGGAGAGUUUGGCACCACGAUAUGUGGAACAGGAUGGGAAGAGGAUAUCGUUUCUCACCGCGAUGUGUCUUAUUUAUAA